Bacillus rossius redtenbacheri is the source of this 2292-nucleotide messenger RNA. Its product is annotated as E3 ubiquitin-protein ligase TRIM23-like. The record is from RefSeq and is a predicted model, not a curated record. Gene Ontology annotation, biological process: intracellular protein transport; vesicle-mediated transport. The transcript is spliced from 10 exons. Gene Ontology annotation, cellular component: cytoplasm; plasma membrane; lysosomal membrane. Bases 171 to 1892 code for a protein of 573 amino acids. Gene Ontology annotation, molecular function: zinc ion binding; GTPase activity; GTP binding. Lineage: Eukaryota; Metazoa; Arthropoda; Insecta; Phasmatodea; Bacillidae.
ACACUUCUUUUGUUUGCCCUGCUCUACGAUGUUUAUUUAUUUAAUAUGAAUGAAAAAUGGUUAUUAUAUUUAUUAUGAACGUGAACCGUUGCGUUGUUUACUUUUAAAACUUUUAGGCAUUGUUGUUGAGCGAUUACACAUUUCUAAUAUUCUUAUUACGUUUUCGUAUAAUGGCUGGCGAUAUUGACCAUUUAGAGUCCUUCUCUAUUAGCCCCCAACUCGCCAAGUCGUACAGAUGUAAUAGUGGAGCAAAGGUUCUGGAAUGCAGAGUGUGCGAGGACGUGUUUGGCCUGCAAGGGGACAAGGUGCCCCGGCUGCUGUACUGUGGCCACACAGUGUGCCACGCCUGCCUGCUGCGACUGCCACUACGCGACAACGCUGUCCAGUGCCCAUUCGACCGGCAGCCCACACCCGUCGGAAACUCCGGGGUCUGGGGUCUGAAGAAGAACUUUGCCCUCCUCGAGUUGCUGGAGAGGCUGCAGUACACGACUGAGAAGUCAACUCUCUUCUUCACCUCAGAGCUGCUGGAGAGGGAGCGGCAGCUGGCGGUGCGCUGCGAUGAGGAUGAGCAGCACGUGGCGGUGGUGUACUGCACGGUGUGCGGCUCUCACCUGUGCGAGGAGUGCGCGGCACUCACACACGCCACACGCACGCUGGCACGGCACCGACGCGUUCCGUUGUCGGACAAGCCACGCGAGAAGCCCCGUUGUCCCUCACACCCGUCCCACGUGGCAGAGUUCACCUGCCUGGAGGACGACUGCCAGGCCAGCGCGCUCAUGUGCUUCAUCUGCAAGGACUACGGCCGCCACAAGAGCCACAAGCACGCCCUGAUUGAGACAGAGGCGGAGUGCGUGCGAUCGUCCAUCACCGGUGCCGUUCAGCACAUGAGAAAGUUCAUGGAGGAACUGAGCGAGACGAUUCACAAACUUGAGCAAGCGGUGCAGCGGCUGGAGGGGCCGGGUGACAGCACAGGCACGGAGGACGAGGAGAGCGAGGCUGGCACGGCAGACGUGGCACGCGCCCGUGUGCGCAGUCACUUCCGCCAGCUGCGCGAGGCGCUGCAGUUGCAGGAGGCGGCCGCAGCGGCUGCGGUGGAUACGCACGUGCGUGAGCGACUGUGCUCUCUGCGCCAGCUGCACGAGGAGCUGUCGACCUCGCUGUCACAGGUGGCCGGGGUGUGCGUGCAGUGCGAGCAGACGGCACGCCAGGACGACGUGAGGAUCCUGGCCGCGUCCCGGGAGCUCAAGGAGGCACUCAAGGCCGUCGAGAAGCAGCAGCAGCAGUUCUCGGAGCUCGGGCCGGAGCAGCUCCAGCCAGACCCUGGCGUCCCCAUCACCUUCACCAAGGACAACCGGGUGCACAUCGGGCCGAAGAUGGAGAUGCGGGUGGUGACGCUGGGGCUGGACGGGGCAGGCAAGACGAGCAUCCUCUUCAAGCUGAAGCAGAACGAGUUCAUGGCCGCCAUCCCCACCAUCGGCUUCAACGUGGAGAUGGUGGAGUACCGCAACCUCAAGUUCACCAUCUGGGACGUGGGCGGCCAGCCCAAGUUGCGGCCGCUGUGGAAGCACUACUACCUCAACACCCAGGCGGUGGUGUUUGUGAUCGACUCGAGUGAUCAGGAGCGAUUGCCAGAGGCUCACAGCGAGCUCGCAAAGCUCAUGUCUGAGAAGGAGCUGAAGGAUGCCACCUUCCUCAUUCUGGCAAACAAACAGGACGUGCCAGGGUGCGCGACCAUCGAGGAGCUGACCGCGCUGUUCGCCCUGCACAAGCUGUGUUGCGGCCGCAGCUGGCACGUGCAGGCGUGCGACGCGCAGAGCGGUGCAGGGCUGAGCGACGGUCUGGACUGGCUGUCCCGCCAGCUGGUUGCUGCGGGAGUGUACGACAUGACGUAGCUCCUCACCCCUCGACACUCACUGUGAACCUGCAUCCGUUGUAGUACAGUUCAGUCGGCAUUCGUGCGCUGUACAGCAAAAACUUUCUUUUGUCUUAAAUACAAUUGCUCAAUUGAUCAAUGACUAUUAUUUUGUAAUAUGUAACAAGAAAGAACAAAUUUUCGAGCAUUCUAAGCAUCUCAGUUUAAAAUUUUCUCACAUGAAAAUACCUUGGUUAUCCUUAAUAGAGGCGGACCUUGUUACAACACAGGGCAGCCAAGCUAAGAUGAUCAUUCUCAAAAAUAAUUUUAAAAAGACUUGAAAGUUUUCACUGAAAAUGUUUACAGAUGUUUUAAAUUUUGAUGUUUGUUUGAAUUUAGGUACUCUGUCUUUAUUAAAAGUAAAAGAUUGGUAAAACGUU